Messenger RNA from Acanthisitta chloris (rifleman), 568 nucleotides. It is a transcript of the gene MXRA7, whose product is annotated as matrix-remodelling associated 7. The annotation marks the transcript as partial. The transcript has 4 exons. NCBI's taxonomy places the organism in Eukaryota, Metazoa, Chordata, Aves, Passeriformes, Acanthisittidae. The record is from RefSeq and is a predicted model, not a curated record.
AUUCCACCUUUGGGUGCCUCACCUGGGUCCAGCCUCAGGCACACAGGAAAAGCAGAGGAUGCAUCUGGCCAUGCAGUGCUUCCCAGCCAUGCAGAGGAGGAAGAUGUGGACUCGGAAGACGAGAAGCUGGUGGUGAGAGAGCCAGAGGAUGAGGAUGCUGCAGAUGAGACUUUCUCUUUUAAAUACAGUCCUGGAAAGCUGAGGGGAAACCAGUACAAGGCAAUGAUGUCCAAAGAAGAGCUCGAGGAAGAGCAAAGGGUUCAGAGAGAGCAGCUGGCUGCCAUCUUCAGACUGAUGAAGGAAAAAAGUGACACGUUUGGAGAGAUGUCUGAAGGAGACAUGAAGGAGCAGCUUAGACUGUAUGAUAUAUAACCUUGAAACCAUUGGAGGUUAUGCCCAAAAUCCAUCCUGGGCCUUACUAUGCAGGACACUGAGGGUUGUAGUGCUUUAAAUGUGUCUUGGUAGUUAUUUUGCAGUUCCAGUUUGUUUUGUAAACACAUAUAGGCUUGUGCUAUGUAUCUCAAAAGACUCGUAAUUCCUCACCCUUGUUAGCAUUUUUCUUUGGAGA